Molecule: messenger RNA, 977 nt
Organism: Sinocyclocheilus grahami
Lineage: Eukaryota; Metazoa; Chordata; Actinopteri; Cypriniformes; Cyprinidae
Product: cell wall protein IFF6-like
Exons: 10
Coding region: 105-887 (260 amino acids)
Source: RefSeq, a predicted model, not a curated record
GGAUGUCAUGAAGGCGUGUUAGCCACCAGUCACAAUGCAAUGAGUCUGUGUCUGUGUCUGUGUCUGUGUCUCUGGGCCAGUGCUUCCACCGAGGACUCUGGGAAAUGAAUCUUACACUAUUCCUGCUUUUGGCAUUGACUGCUAGCUGGACUGAACUUGUUCAAUGUGAAGACAACGAAGAGCCCGAGGAAGAGUUUGUCUCUGAAGACUUGUUAGGUCCCAAAGCAGAGGGUGAAGAAGAAAACUCAGAUAAUCAUGGGGACAGCUCUGGAGAUGGCAGGAGCCUUGAUUCCCCGGAAUCAGUUUCCACAGCAAGCAGUGACUCAGUUAAUAAUCAGGAAACAGAGCCGACUACAGAGACUAAUACAGAGCCGACUACAGAGACUAAUACAGAGACUAAUACAGAGCCGACUAAGGAGGAUCUCAGCCCAGUCAUCAUGAUCAUCAUUCCAAUUCAAUGUGAAGACAACGAAGAGCCCGAGGAAGAGUUUGUCUCUGAAGACUUGUUAGGUCCCAAAGCAGAGGGUGAAGAAGAAAACUCAGAUAAUCAUGGGGACAGCUCUGGAGAUGGCAGGAGCCUUGUUGCAGAUUCCCCGGAAUCAGUUUCCACAGCAAGCAGUGACUCAGUUAAUAAUCAGGAAACAGAGCCGACUACAGAGACUAAUACAGAGACUAAUACAGAGCCGACUACAGAGACUAAUACAGACGCAGACGAGGAGGAUCUCAGCCCAGUCAUCAUGAUCAUCAUUCCCCUGGUUCUCACACUCAUCAUCAUCGCUGUAAUCGUGUGUGUAGUCAUGAUCUACCGCAGGAGGAGAAUAAAAGCUGCUGACAGAAAAGAAGAUCCUUAUCUGGAUCAUGAAGACAAUGAAAAAGUGCCAAUGUAGGUACACGGUUUUAAGAGCAUGUUGUGUUUCUAUAAUCAUGUAUUAUGAGUGAUAUCUGCUGGCUGCACUUCAGUAGUGUAUUUAAGAUGU